UGGUUGAGCUCGGAGGCUUCCGUAGAAGGUGGGAGAAAGAUGGCGGUGGCGACCCUAGAACGCUUGGGUGCGUUAUGGAUGCAGAAUCUGCAGGGGAAGCUGGCCUUGGGGAAAUCUACCAUUGUCGAAGACAAAUAAAGUACAGCAAAGACAAGAUGUGGUAUUUGGCGAAAUUGAUUCAAGGAAUGUCCAUUGACCAGGCUUUGGCUCAACUGGAAUUCAGUGACAAGAAAGGCGCCCAGAUAAUCAAAGAGGUUCUGUUAGAAGCACAAGAGAUGGCAGUGAGAGACCACAAUGUGGAAUUCAGAUCCAAUUUAUACAUAGCUGAGUCCACCUCAGGGCGAGGCCAGUACCUGAAACGCAUUCGAUACCACGGCAGAGGUUACUUUGGGAUCAUGGAGAAGGUGUACUGCCAUUACUUUGUGAAGUUGGUGGAAGGCCCCCCACCUCCCCGUGAGGCGCCAAAGACGGCGGUCGCCCACGCCCAAGAGUACGUUCAGGAGCUCCGGAACCGGACCAUCAUUCACACUCUGUGAUGGGGACUCCGCCUCCUCGGUGUAUAGAGCUUGCCCUGUACUUCCUGAAAUCAAACAAUAAAGACAAAUGCUUUUUAUGACUUGUCAUUGCGUUAUUGAAAUAUGAAGUACGACUGCUAGUUUUUUUAAGGCUGCCCUUCUCUCUGAGCCUCUGGGAAUGUUUUACGCAUUUGCGAUCUGGAAGGGCAGAUCAGCUUUGAACUUAGUAACAGACUAUAAUUCACUAGGCUUUUUCGAGUACCUUUAGAAGGGAUGUUAACUUUUUAACUAGUGUCCUGCAGGUGCAAGUGUGGCUUCUGGACCUGUGCAGAGAAUAGGACAAGAAAGCUUCUCCUUAUUUCACUUGGUUUUCCCCUGGGAGUCAGGGAGGAUGUGUCGGAGGUGAGCAAGGCUGCAUGUUGUCUCAUUGCAGGUUUCAGGGCGUCCUGUGGUUCUGAUUUCCCUUUCACUGUAGGUGCAGGCCAAUUUUUCCUUUCCUUGACUGUUUUAGCAGUAACCUGAAAUUACAGGAGUUUAUUAGAUGUAUUUAAUCUAAAACUCCAAAACCCCUUUAACUCAGAAAGUUUUAUUCUAGUUGUUAAUAAAGACCCUUGUUUUAAUCUAGCUGUUUUCAUGUCUCAUUCUAACGAUAUUUUCUCAUGUGUGGAUGUCUUGUUUAGGAUUGAAUCAUUUUUCAGAGUGAAUUCAGUUACUGAGGAAUUGAACACACCUCAGCGUUGCAUUCUAAAACAAGGCAGCAGGUGGCGCCCAUUUACCUCUUGUUAGCAGAAAAUUGUUAGUAUUGGGAGUGUUCAGAACUGCGCGGCUCUCCUUGAUAAACCUGUUUUCAUUGAUAAGAAGCUACUCUGUCCACAGCCCUGGUUCAUUGUUUCUCAGACUUUUGUGUGCAGAGGAGUAGUCUGGGUGCAGACUCCUAGGUUUUGCCCCAGCGAUUCUGAUUCUCUAGGUCUUGUUCCAGAAAUCUGUGUUUUAAAGAAGCACGUCCAUGUGAUUCUGUUGUAGGGGAUCACACUUUGAGAACACUCUUCUAAUUGAAUGAAGACUUUUUUAGUGCCCUGUUUUAAGUUGACAUUAAUCAUAGCUAUUUACUGGAAACUCAUUAUUUGCCAAGCUUUGUGCUAGUAUUAUUUUACAAUAUCUUCACAACAUCUUGCAAACGUAGUAUUGUUUUGCCCCUUUAUAAAGGAAGAAAUCAAAGCACACAAAAUGCAGAUAACUAUCUCAGGUUCACAGAGCUUGUAAAUAUUGGAGCUAUGAGUUCAACUAGGUUUCUAAAGUACUGCGUAGCUAAUGAAUACACAGAUGGGUUUUCAUGGGUCCUCACUGAGCCACAUGUGUGGGUAAAAAGGCAGAGGGCUCAGUGGAAUAAGCCACUGAGGUUUAGGACAGAUUCAUUCUGGGGCCCUAAGCUAUUGUUGCAUUGAAGCAUGGGAAAAUACAAGUAGUAAAGGUGACCCAGUCCUGGCACACCCAGUAACGAGAGAAGACUGGCAGGUCCCUUCCUUUCCUGGCCUCCAUUUCAUUCAUCUGUAAACAAGAGGCUCGGUGUUCUCCGUAGACUGCCUCCUCCAGAAUCACUUGAAUAUGUGCUAAAAGUUCAGAUUCCUGGGCCCUACUCUCGGACUAAGUGAAUCCGCACCUGGUGUGGGAUCCCAGGGAACUUGGACUUUUAACAAGUGCCCCAGCGGUGUGCAUGCUGGAGAAUCCUGGGCCAGAGGGUCUGGUCUCUCUGCUGUUUUUUGUGCAGGUGCUGCAUGAUCCUUGGCCUGGCUUGGAGCUCUGACUUGCUUGGGUGUGACUAAAACAAGCCAGGCGGUGAUGUGGCCUCCAUCGCUAUGAGUUAUAUAAAGGAAGGUACUGCUUCAGCCAGGCUGUUAAACUGUUCUGAAAAAGUUAAGGACAAAACAGGUCUUGAAUUUUAAUGAUGACAGUCUGCUCGUGACCUAAGCUGAAGCCUUCAUUUGGAACCACUUCUGGCGUGUUAAAAAGUGUAAUGACAGCUAACGUGUAGCAGUGUAUGCACAGCACUGCUUUAAGCACGUCAGUGUACCUCAGCCCACGGAUCCCAUUGUGCCUGGCGCAGGGUACACACAUCUGGCUAGUUUCCGUGGCCGAGUUCCAACACGUCAGAACAGUUUUGGUCCCCCCUUUUGAAGUUUAACUUGACAUGGCUAGAAACCAAUGUUUAUUAAUUAUUCUUAAACUAAUGUUUUAAAAUUAUAAUGGCGAUCUCUGAGCACUUGUAAUUUCCUUUUUUCUUUGUCAGAGGAUUAUGAUAGGCUUAAACAUUUUUGUUGGAGCGAAGCACCUUGAGAAAGUGCACUGGUCGAAAGUGUGUGGCUCAGGGAGUGACCACCUGGUGAACAUGCCGCGUAGCCGGCUGAGGAAGUAGAGCACGGUAGCCACCCUGAAGCCCCUCCGUGCCCCUCCCCAGUACUGCCCACCUCUCCCCCCAAAGGUAACCCCUGUCCUGACUUUCAACAUAUGAUGGGCUUAAAAAAAAGGUUAGCUUUUGUUUUUGUUUUUCUAUCCAGCAUAAUUUAUUUGGCAAGCCUUAUAUGCCUGGCGGUGAGGAUGCAGGCAGUGGAAGGAGAGCAGAACAGCCCCGGCUCCGUGGAGCUCACGCUAGGAUGGGAGAGACGGACUGUGAGUCAGUGAUUGCACGUGUUUCCUGUGCCUAGUGUUACGGAAGUAGAGGGACAGGGCUCUGGGGGCAGAUAUCAGGGCUCCCUGAAACAUAGUUACUGUUUUUAUUUGGGCGGGGCACUUAGGUCCUUAAAGAGAUAGAAGGAGGGGACAGGAUAAAGAGGACAAAUGUCGUAUGGGGUAGUAGAGAGUUGUGUUAACAGAAUGCCAGCCUGGGGUUUGUUUUUAACAGUAUAAACAUUAGGGCCACUUCACCCUUCCAAGAAGAGUUAAGAUGUAUGUGGGAUGCAGGAUGUGGAUGGGGAAUGCGCUUUUUCUGGAGCUGACUUAGACCUAUCAAACUUGAUCAGGUUCCCAGUAAGCCCAAGGGGAAAGACAGGUGAAGUGUACUGCAAACAUCACAAAAUAAAAUGGGCAUAUUUUUCUGUGUGUGAUAAAAAAAUUAGAGUUUUUCCAUGCAUUUCAUUUUAAUACAGAGGUUGGAAUAUCAAUUUUAGUUAUUGAAGCAGGGCUCAUCACAUGUGUGUGUUUAAAACAGGAAAUGUUUUUGCAGUUGGUGAGCUUCCAGACAGAUCCCAAAGCAGGAGAAAGUUGCAGAGGUGAUACUAUUAACACUCCUAGGAAGGGUCAUCUCUUCUCAAGCCUCUGUCUCUGAAGUAACUCUCUAGGGUCAGAUCUCUACAUGAGAGUUUAGCCUUUAUUCGUAAGUCCAAUGAGCCUACUGUAAAUUCUGUUAAUAUAUAAUGUAGGAUAUAUCAUGGAAUUACAAAUAUGUUGGAUGGGAGAGAAGAAAUAUUGGUAAGUGAAUCAUACUUGUCCACUGAAGUAAAAUAUUUUGUUUGUCCAAUGGAAACUUGAAUGGAUUAUUUCUUAUUAUA
Phyllostomus discolor (pale spear-nosed bat) is the source of this 4060-nucleotide messenger RNA. It is a transcript of the gene MRPL22, whose product is annotated as mitochondrial ribosomal protein L22. Gene Ontology annotation, molecular function: structural constituent of ribosome. Lineage: Eukaryota; Metazoa; Chordata; Mammalia; Chiroptera; Phyllostomidae. Gene Ontology annotation, biological process: ribosome assembly; translation. Gene Ontology annotation, cellular component: mitochondrial large ribosomal subunit; ribosome. The coding region runs from base 75 to 536 and encodes 153 amino acids. The record is from RefSeq and is a predicted model, not a curated record. The transcript is spliced from 6 exons.